Messenger RNA from Adineta ricciae, 931 nucleotides. NCBI's taxonomy places the organism in Eukaryota, Metazoa, Rotifera, Eurotatoria, Adinetida, Adinetidae. The record is from the annotation of a GenBank genome assembly.
UAUUCCUUAAAAUUAUCAAACAAAUCCACGCCCGGUCAAAUCGAAACAUUCUUCUCCUCAUUUUCUCUUUUGGAUUUCCCACACCUUCGUUCGUUAACAUUAAUUCAGAUCGAUAAAAAUGUUUCAUUUCAAUUGCAAUCAAUUUUACCUCUUCUUUCACAAUUGAAUUCAUUUCAUCUACUUGAUUCAAAUGACAUUCACCUAACACAUCCAUUUUCAUCAAAUCUUCAAAUUUUAACUAUUCCAACGAUUGUUUCGCUCUCCAAAACGUCAUCAAUUACAAACUUAACAAUUUCUGGUUGUUCUCUCGAUCAAUUAUCUUAUUACAUAUUCAAACAUUUACCUUUGUUAACCUGUCUCGACAUCAAACAUUGUUCUUCGUACUACAGUCAGGUCGGAAUUAGGUUCGACGAUGAAAGAUCGAAAGCUGUUCAUUUAAAACAGUUAAUGAUAUUCAAUUUCGAAUAUGGAUUUGAAUAUUUCAAAAACUUCGCCAAACAGAUACCUAAGUUAACAACUCUACAGCUAUGCGCUACUUCUCUCGAUAUGAUGAACGCUCAUCAAUGGAAGCAAUUGAUUCUUUCAUCACUAUCCUAUUUAACCGAUUUCAAAUUUAUCUUUUAUUAUCAAUUUCAAACGCACACUGUUGAACUCAAUACUCAAUUGAACGAAUUCCAAAAUGAAUUCUGGACUGAGCAACACCAUUGGUAUACAGAAUACUCUCUUUCAACCUGUUCAGCAACGAUCUAUACAAUUCCUUAUAUGGUAGAUUCCUAUCAGUUAGAAUACGAAUCGAAUCGAUAUGGGAAUCAACUGAUCAAUACAUUUGACAAGGUGAGAUCAUUAACAGUUUAUCAUCGAUCGAUGAUCAAGCCAGAGCAAUACUACUUUUCUCGUGUGCGGUCAUUAACAAUCAUUUCUGCAGAAGAUU